Messenger RNA from Drosophila suzukii, 17715 nucleotides. The record is from RefSeq and is a predicted model, not a curated record. NCBI's taxonomy places the organism in Eukaryota, Metazoa, Arthropoda, Insecta, Diptera, Drosophilidae.
AUGAUUACGCCUCAAGAUGGACUCCAAAGAAACAAAAUAAAAGAAUCAGAAUUCUUUGAAUAUUUGUCAGCAAGGAAAACGACCGAAACGAACGACUAUUUUCACUAUUUGAAAAAUAACGCAAAUAGAAAUACAGGUUCCCAUGAAUCAUUGCAAAGUUAUAACUUUUCCCAUUUAAAAAAGAAACAUAUCUAUUUAUCAAACAACAUAACGAAGCCAAUCAUUAAAGCGGGAUAUUUAAAUAUUAUGGUCUCCAAAAAUAUUAUAAUAUCAAAAUGGCAUCCGAGCAAUACUAUUGAGCCCGAACGAAACCCACUACAACGCUCAGGAACAAAACGUUACAUGAGAGGAGAAAACUUAGUAUUGAAAGCAAGAAACCAAAUAAUAUUACGAGAUCAGACGACGCCAAUGAAUAAUACGGCCAUGAAUCUAUCAACUUCGGAUUCAACAUCAACGUGCGAAUUAUGUUCAGAGUCGAUGGAUACAACAAUAAAUCCAGAGUCGCCUUGCGAACUUUGUACUGAGUUAACUGGGUUAACCAGUACAUAUUCCUCUUCCGAUGAACCCUGUGAUGAAUGCUCGGAAUUUGUAUCAAUAACUUCUAGUAUUCGAUAUCCAAACUCAUCAUAUAUGCACCAAAAAACCUCGAUGGAUACAACAAUAAUUCCAGAGUCGCCUUGCGAACUUUGUACUGAGUUAACUGGGUUAACCAGUACAUAUUCCUCUUCCGAUGAACCCUGUGAUGAAUGCUCGGAAUUUUCAAGUUUUCCUGCAUGUGAUUGUACCUGCGAAUUAGAAAAUGGCAAAGAUUCAUGCAUCUGCGAGUGCAGUCUUAACCGCAGCACUUCAGAAGACAGGAAAAGUAUAUCAGAUAGUGCAUCCAAAAAGUCUCCACUCACCGAAUCAAAUCAAUCGAAAAUUAGUCAAACAGCUCGAAAAGAAUUUAGCGAACAAUUUAAAGCUCAAUCAAGUGCAAUAUCAACAAGUCAGCUUAAACAGUCAAGUGUUCCUGUAUGUGAUUGUACCUGCCAGUUAAAGAAGGGAACGGACUCAUGCAUCUGCGAAUGUAUUUUUACAAGCAGCACUUCGGAAAGCACGAAAGGUGUAACAGAAAGUGCAUUCGAGCAGUCAACAGCCAACCAAUCAAAUCAAUACAGUACACCUAGAAGUUCAUUUCAGAUUUAUAGUACAGAAAAAUACCAAAUAGUUUCAGAGGAAAAAACCAAACUGCCUGAAUCAAGUACAACAUCAGGCAGUUCACUUCAAGUUUUGACUACACUUAAAGAUCGAAUAACUGAAAAUGAAAUUAAUAAAAUAUCGGAAUCUCAACGUCAAUCGAGUACAACAUCAGGUACGUCAUUUGAAAUUUCUAGUACAGGAGAAUACUCUAUUCCACCAAAGGAAGAAACAAAGAAGUUGGAAUCUCCGCUUCAAUCAAGAACAUCAUCCGGAAGUCUAUUUAAAAUUUCGAAUGCAGCAAAAGAUCGAAUAACUCAAGAGGAACUUACUGAAAUAUCGCAAUCUUUACCUCAAUCGACUACAAUAUCAAGUAGUUCAUUUGAAAUGUCUAGUACGGAAAAAUACAAAACACCUACAGAAGAAACAGCAAGAUGGUCGGAGCCUUCACCACAAUUAAGUUUAACAUCAGGACAGUCUUUUGAAACUUCACGCUCAAAGAAAUUCCAAAUAACUUCGGCGAUAAGAAGUAAACCAUCAAAAUAUCCAACACCUAAUAUGUCGGUUUCAGAAAUUAGUCAAACAGCUCGAAAAGAAUUUAGCGAACUAUUUAAAUCUCAAUCAAGUGCAAUAUCAACAAGUCAGUUUGAACAGUCAAGUGUUCCUGUAUGUGAUUGUACCUGCCAGUUAAAGAAGGGAACGGACUCAUGCAUCUGCGAAUGUAUUUUUACAAGCAGCACUUCGGAAAGCACGAAAGGUGUAACAGAAAGUGCAUUCGAGCAGUCAACAGCCAACCAAUCAAAUCAAUACAGUACACCUAGAAGUUCAUUUCAGAUUUAUAGUACAGAAAAAUACCAAAUAGUUUCAGAGGAAAAAACCAAACUGCCUGAAUCAAGUACAACAUCAGGCAGUUCACUUCAAGUUUUGACUACACUUAAAGAUCGAAUAACUGAAAAUGAAAUUAAUAAAAUAUCGGAAUCUCAACGUCAAUCGAGUACAACAUCAGGUACGUCAUUUGAAAUUUCUAGUACAGGAGAAUACUCUAUUCCACCAAAGGAAGAAACAAAGAAGUUGGAAUCUCCGCUUCAAUCAAGAACAUCAUCCGGAAGUCUAUUUAAAAUUUCGAAUGCAGCAAAAGAUCGAAUAACUCAAGAGGAACUUACUGAAAUAUCGCAAUCUUUACCUCAAUCGACUACAAUAUCAAGUAGUUCAUUUGAAAUGUCUAGUACGGAAAAAUACGAAACACCUACAGAAGAAACAGCAAGAUGGUCGGAGCCUUCACGACAAUUAAGUUCUAUAUCAGGACAGUCUUUUAAAACUUCAAGCUCAAAGAAAUUUGAAAUAACUUCGGCGAUAAGAAGUAAACCAUCAAAAUAUCCAACACCUAAGAUGUCGGUUUCAGAAAUUAGUCAAACAGCUCGAAAAGAAUUUAGCGAACAAUUUAAAUCUCAAUCAAGUGCAAUAACAACAAGUCAGUUUGAACAGUCAAGUGUUCCUGUAUGUGAUUGUACCUGCCAGUUAAAGAAGGGAACGGACUCAUGCAUCUGCGAAUGUAUUUUUACAAGCAGCACUUCGGAAAGCACGAAAGGUGUAACAGAAAGUGCAUUCGAGCAGUCAACAGCCAACCAAUCAAAUCAGUACAGUACACCUAGAAGUUCAUUUCAGAUUUAUAGUACAGAAAAAAACCAAAUAGUUUCAGAGGAAAAAACCAAACUGCCUGAAUCAAGUACAACAUCAGGCAGUUCACUUCAAGUUUUGACUACACUUAAGGAUCGAAUAACUGAAAAUGAAAUUAAUAAAAUACCGGAAUCUCUACCUCAAUCGAGUACAAUAUCAAGUUCAUCUUUUGAUAUUUCUAGUACAAGAAAAUACUCUAUUCCACCAGAGAAAGAAUCAAAGAAGUUGGAAUCUCCGCUUCAAUCAAGAACAACAUCCGAAAGCUUAUUUAAAAUUUCUACUACAGUAAAAGAUCGAAUAACUCAAGAGGAACUUACUGAAAUAACGCAAUCUUUACCUCAAUCCAGUGCAAUAUCAAGUAGAUCAUUUGAAAUGUCUAGUACAGAAAAAUACGAAACACCUACAGAAGAAAAAGCAAGAUGGUCGGAGCCUUCACCACAAUUAAGUUUAACAUCAGGACAGUCUUUUGAAACUUCAAGCUCAAAGAGAUUCCAAACAACUUCCGCGGUGAAAAGUAAACCCUCAAAAUAUCUAACACCUAAUAUUCAAACAGCUCGAAAAGAAUUUAGCGAACAAUUUAAAUCUCAAUCAAGUGCAAUAUCAACAAGUCAGUUUGAACAGUCAAGUGUUCCUGUAUGUGAUUGUACCUGCCAGUUAAAGAAGGGAACGGACUCAUGCAUCUGCGAAUGUAUUUUUACAAGCAGCACUUCGGAAAGCACGAAAGGUGUAACAGAAAAAAAAUACCAAAUAGUUUCAGAGGAAAAAACCAAACUGCCUGAAUCAAGUACAACAUCAGGCAGUUCACUUCAAGUUUUGACUACACUUAAAGAUCGAGUAACUGAAAAUAAACUUAAUAAAAUAUCGGAAUCUCUUCCUCAAUCGAGUACAAUAUCAAGUACAUCAUUUGAAAUUUCUAGUACAGGAAAAUACUCUAUUCCACCAAAGGAAGAAACAAAGAAGUUGGAAUCUCAGCUUCAAUCAAGGACAUCAUCCGGAAGUCUAUUUAAAAUUUCGACUGCAGCAAAAGAUCGAAUAACUCAAGAGAAACUUACUGAAAUAUCGCAAUCUCUACCUCAAUCGACUACAAUAUCAAGUAGAUCAUUUGAAAUGUCUAGUACGGAAAAAUACGAAACACCUACAGAAGAAAAAGCAAGAUGGUCGGAGCCUUCACCACAAUUAAGUUUAACAUCAGGACAGUCUUUUGAAACUUCAAGCUCAAAGAGAUUCCAAACAACUUCCGCGGUGAAAAGUAAACCCUCAAAAUAUCUAACACCUAAUAUGUGGGUUACAGAAAUUGGUCAAACAGCUCGAAAAGAAUUUAGCGAAAUAUUUAAAUCUCAAUCAAGUCUAAUAUCAGCAGGUGUAACAGAAAGUGCGUUCGAGCAGUCAACAGUCAACCAAUCAAAUCAAUACAGUACAUCUAAAAGUUCUUUUCAGAUUCAUAGUACAGAAAAAUACCAAAUAGUUUCAGAGGAAAAAACAAAACUGCCGGAAUCUCCGGCUGAAUCAAGUACAACAUCAGGCAGUUCACUUCAAGUUUUGACUACACUUAAAGAUCGAGUAACUGAAAAUAAAAUUAAUAAAAUAUCGGAAUCUCUACCGCAAUCGAGUACAAUAUCAAGUACAUCAUUUGAAAUUUCUAGUACAGGAAAAUACUCUAUUCCACCAAAGGAAGAAACAAAGAAGUUGGAAUCUCCGCUUCAAUCAAGAACAUCAUCCAGAAGUCUAUUUAAAAUUUCGACUGCAGCAAAAGAUCGAAUACCUCAAGAGGAACUUACUGAAAUAUCGCAACCUCUACCUCAAUCGACUACAAUAUCAAGUAGAUCAUUUGAAAUGUCUAGUACGGAAAAAUACGAAACACCUACAGAAGAAACAGCAAGAUGGUCGGAGCCUUCACGACAAUUAAGUUCUAUAUCAGGACAGUCUUUUAAAACUUCAAGCUCAAAGAAAUUCCAAAUAACUUCGGCGAUAAGAAGUAAACCAUCAAAAUAUCCAACACCUAAUAUGUCGGUUUCAGAAAUUAGUCAAACAGCUCGAAAAGAAUUUAGCGAAUUUUUUAAAUCUCAAUCAAGUGCAAUAUCAACAAGUCAGUUUGAAGAGUCAAGUGUUCCUGUAUGUGAUUGUACCUGCCAGUUAAAGAAGGGAACGGACUCAUGCAUCUGCGAAUGUAUUUUUACAAGCAGCACUUCGGAAAGCACGAAAGGUGUAACAGAAAGUGCAUUCGAGCAGUCAACAGCCAACCAAUCAAAUCAAUACAGUACACCUAGAAGUUCAUUUCAGAUUUAUAGUACAGAAAAAUACCAAAUAGUUUCAGAGGAAAAAACCAAACUGCCUGAAUCAAGUACAACAUCAGGCAGUUCACUUCAAGUUUUGACUACACUUAAAGAUCGAAUAACUGAAAAUGAAAUUAAUAAAAUACCGGAAUCUCUACCUCAAUCGAGUACAAUAUCAAGUACAUCAUUUGAAAUUUCUAGUACAAGAAAAUACUCUUUUCCACCAGAGAAAGAAUCAAAGAAGUUAGAAUCUCCGCUUCAAUCAAGGACAACAUCCGAAAGCUUAUUUAAAAUUUCUACUACAGCAAAAGAUCGAAUAACUCAAGAGGAACUUACUGAAAUAACGCAAUCUUUACCUCAAUCCAGUGCAAUAUCAAGUAGAUCAUUUGAAAUGUCUAGUUCAGAAAAAUACGAAACACCUACAGAAGAAACAGCGAGAUGGUCGGAGCCUUCACCACAAUUAAGUUUAACAUCAGGACAGUCUUUUGAAACUUCAAGCUCAAAGAGAUUCCAAACAACUUCCGCGGUGAAAAGUAAACCCUCAAAAUAUCCAACACCUAAUAUGUCGGUUACAGAAAGUGGUCAAACAGCUCGAAAAGAAUUUAGCGAACUAUUUAAAUCUCAAUCAAGUGCAAUAUCAACAAGUCAGUUUGAACAGUCAAGUGUUCCUGUAUGUGAUUGUACCUGCCAGUUAAAGAAGGGAACGGACUCAUGCAUCUGCGAAUGUAUUUUUAAAAGCAGCACUUCGGAAAGUACGAAAGGUGUAAGAGAAAGUGCAUUCGAGCAGUCAACAGCCAACCAAUCAAAUCAAUACAGUACACCUAGAAGUUCAUUUCAGAUUUAUAGUACAGAAAAAUACCAAAUAGUUUCAGAGGAAAAAACCAAACUGCCUGAAUCAAGUACAACAUCAGGCAGUUCACUUCAAGUUUUGACUACACUUAAAGAUCGAGUAACUGAAAAUAAACUUAAUAAAAUAUCGGAAUCUCUUCCUCAAUCGAGUACAAUAUCAAGUACAUCAUUUGAAAUUUCUAGUACAGGAAAAUACUCUAUUCCACCAAAGGAAGAAACAAAGAAGUUGGAAUCUCAGCUUCAAUCAAGGACAUCAUCCGGAAGUCUAUUUAAAAUUUCGACUGCAGCAAAAGAUCGAAUAACUCAAGAGGAACUUACUGAAAUAUCGCAAUCUCUACCUCAAUCGACUACAAUAUCAAGUAGAUCAUUUGAAAUGUCUAGUACGGAAAAAUACGAAACACCUACAGAAGAAACAGCAAGAUGGUCGGAGCCUUCACGACAAUUAAGUUCUAUAUCAGGACAGUCUUUUAAAACUUCAAGCUCAAAGAAAUUCCAAAUAACUUCGGCGAUAAGAAGUAAACCAUCAAAAUAUCCAACACCUAAUAUGUCGGUUUCAGAAAUUAGUCAAACAGCUCGAAAAGAAUUUAGCGAACUAUUUAAAUCUCAAUCAAGUGCAAUAUCAACAAGUCAGUUUGAACAGUCAAGUGUUCCUGUAUGUGAUUGUACCUGCCAGUUAAAGAAGGGAACGGACUCAUGCAUCUGCGAAUGUAUUUUUACAAGCAGCACUUCGGAAAGCACGAAAGGUGUAACAGAAAGUGCAUUCGAGCAGUCAACAGCCAACCAAUCAAAUCAAUACAGUACACCUAGAAGUUCAUUUCAGAUUUAUAGUACAGAAAAAUACCAAAUAGUUUCAGAGGAAAAAACCAAACUUCCUGAAUCAAGUACAACAUCAGGCAGUUUACUUCAAGUUUUGACUACACUUAAAGAUCGAGUAACUGAAAAUAAAAUUAAUAAAAUAUCGGAAUCUCUACCUCAAUCGAGUACAAUAUCAAGUACAUCAUUUGAAAUUUCUAGUACAGGAAAAUACUCUAUUCCACCAAAGGAAGAAACAAAGAAGUUGGAAUCUCCGCUUCAAUCAAGAACAUCAUCCGGAAGUCUAUUUAAAAUUUCGACUGCAGCAAAAGAUCGAAUAACUCAAGAGGAACUUACUGAAAUAUCGCAAUCUCUACCUCAAUCGACUACAAUAUCAAGUAGAUCAUUUGAAAUGUCUAGUACGGAAAAAUACGAAACACCUACAGAAGAAACAGCAAGAUGGUCGGAGCCUUCACCACAACUAAGUUAUAUAUCAGGACAGUCUUUUAAAACUUCAAGCUCAAAGAAAUUCCAAAUAACUUCGGCGGUAAAAAGUAAACCAUCAAAAUAUCCAACACCUAAUAUGUCGGUUUCAGAAAUUAGUCAAACAGCUCGAAAAGAAUUUAGCGAACUAUUUAAAUCUCAAUCAAGUGCAAUAUCAACAAGUCAGUUUGAACAGUCAAGUGUUCCUGUAUGUGAUUGUACCUGCCAGUUAAAGAAGGGAACGGACUCAUGCAUCUGCGAAUGUAUUUUUACAAGCAGCACUUCGGAAAGCACGAAAGGUGUAACAGAAAGUGCAUUCGAGCAGUCAACAGCCAACCAAUCAAAUCAAUACAGUACACCUAGAAGUUCAUUUCAGAUUUAUAGUACAGAAAAAUACCAAAUAGUUUCAGAGGAAAAAACAAAACUGCCGGAAUCUCCGCCUGAAUCAAGUACAACAUCAGGCAGUUCACUUCAAAUUUCGACUACACUAAAAGAUCGAAUAACUGAAAAGGAAAUUAAUAAAAUACCGGAAUCUCUACCUCAAUCGAGUACAAUAUCAAGUACAUCAUUUGAAAUUUCUAGUACAGGAAAAUACUCUUUUCCACCAGAGAAAGAAUCAAAGAAGUUGGAAUCUCCGCUUCAAUCAAGGACAACAUCCGAAAGCUUAUUUAAAAUUUCUACUACAGCAAAAGAUCGAAUAACUCAAGAGGAACUUACUGAAAUAUCGCAAUCUCUACCUCAAUCGACUACAAUAUCAAGUAGAUCAUUUGAAAUGUCUAGUACGGAAAAAUACGAAACACCUACAGAAGAAACAGCAAGAUGGUCGGAGCCUUCACGACAAUUAAGUUCUAUAUCAGGACAGUCUUUUAAAACUUCAAGCUCAAAGAAAUUCCAAAUAACUUCGGCGAUAAGAAGUAAACCAUCAAAAUAUCCAACACCUAAUAUGUCGGUUUCAGAAAUUAGUCAAACAGCUCGAAAAGAAUUUAGCGAAUUUUUUAAAUCUCAAUCAAGUGCAAUAUCAACAAGUCAGUUUGAAGAGUCAAGUGUUCCUGUAUGUGAUUGUACCUGCCAGUUAAAGAAGGGAACGGACUCAUGCAUCUGCGAAUGUAUUUUUACAAGCAGCACUUCGGAAAGCACGAAAGGUGUAACAGAAAGUGCAUUCGAGCAGUCAACAGUCAACCAAUCAAAUCAAUACAGUACAUCUAAAAGUUCUUUUCAGAUUUAUAGUACAGAAAAAUACCAACUAGUUACAGAGGAAAAAACCAAACUGCCUGAAUCAAGUACAACAUCAGGCAGUUCACUUCAAGUUUUGACUACACUUAAAGAUCGAGUAACUGAAAAUAAAAUUAAUAAAAUAUCGGAAUCUCUACCUCAAUCGAGUACAAUAUCAAGUACAUCAUUUGAAAUUUCUAGUACAGGAAAAUACUCUAUUCCACCAAAGGAAGAAACAAAGAAGUUGGAAUCUCCGCUUCAAUCAAGGACAUCAUCCGGAAGUCUAUUUAAAAUUUCGACUGCAGCAAAAGAUCGAAUAACUCAAGAGGAACUUACUGAAAUAUCGCAAUCUCUACCUCAAUCGACUACAAUAUCAAGUAGAUCAUUUGAAAUGUCUAGUACGGAAAAAUACGAAACACCUACAGAAGAAACAGCAAGAUGGUCGGAGCCUUCACCACAACUAAGUUAUAUAUCAGGACAGUCUUUUAAAACUUCAAGCUCAAAGAAAUUCCAAAUAACUUCGGCGGUAAAAAGUAAACCAUCAAAAUAUCCAACACCUAAUAUGUCGGUUUCAGAAAUUAGUCAAACAGCUCGAAAAGAAUUUAGCGAACUAUUUAAAUCUCAAUCAAGUGCAAUAUCAACAAGUCAGUUUGAACAGUCAAGUGUUCCUGUAUGUGAUUGUACCUGCCAGUUAAAGAAGGGAACGGACUCAUGCAUCUGCGAAUGUAUUUUUACAAGCAGCACUUCGGAAAGCUCGAAAGGUGUAACAGAAAGUGCAUUCGAGCAGUCAACAGCCAACCAAUCAAAUCAAUACAGUACAUCUAGAAGUUCAUUUCAGAUUUAUAGUACAGAAAAAUACCAAAUAGUUUCAGCGGAAAAAUCCAAACUGCUUGAAUCAAGUACAACAUCAGGCAGUUCACUUCAAGUUUUGACUACACUUAAAGAUCGAAUAACUGAAAAUGAAAUUAAUAAAAUACCGGAAUCUCUACCUCAAUCGAGUACAAUAUCAAGUACAUCAUUUAAAAUUUCUAGUACAGGAAAAUACUCUUUUCCACCAGAGAAAGAAUCAAAGAAGUUGGAAUCUCCGCUUCAAUCAAGGACAACAUCCGAAAGCUUAUUUAAAAUUUCUACUACAGCAAAAGAUCGAAUAACUCAAGAGGAACUUACUGAAAUAACGCAAUCUUUACCUCAAUCCAGUGCAAUAUCAAGUAGAUCAUUUGAAAUGUCUAGUACAGAAAAAUACGAAACACCUACAGAAGAAACAGCAAGAUGGUCGGAGCCUUCACCACAAUUAAGUUUAACAUCAGGACAGUCUUUUGAAACUUCACGCUCAAAGAAAUUCCAAAUAACUUCGGCGAUAAGAAGUAAACCAUCAAAAUAUCCAACACCUAAUAUGUCGGUUUCAGAAAUUAGUCAAACAGCUCGAAAAGAAUUUAGCGAACUAUUUAAAUCUCAAUCAAGUGCAAUAUCAACAAGUCAGUUUGAACAGUCAAGUGUUCCUGUAUGUGAUUGUACCUGCCAGUUAAAGAAGGGAACGGACUCAUGCAUCUGCGAAUGUAUUUUUACAAGCAGCACUUCGGAAAGCACGAAAGGUGUAACAGAAAGUGCAUUCGAGCAGUCAACAGCCAACCAAUCAAAUCAAUACAGUACACCUAGAAGUUCAUUUCAGAUUUAUAGUACAGAAAAAUACCAAAUAGUUUCAGAGGAAAAAACCAAACUUCCUGAAUCAAGUACAACAUCAGGCAGUUUACUUCAAGUUUUGACUACACUUAAAGAUCGAGUAACUGAAAAUAAAAUUAAUAAAAUAUCGGAAUCUCUACCUCAAUCGAGUACAAUAUCAAGUACAUCAUUUGAAAUUUCUAGUACAGGAAAAUACUCUAUUCCACCAAAGGAAGAAACAAAGAAGUUGGAAUCUCCGCUUCAAUCAAGGACAUCAUCCGGAAGUCUAUUUAAAAUUUCGACUGCAGCAAAAGAUCGAAUAACUCAAGAGAAACUUACUGAAAUAUCGCAAUCUCUACCUCAAUCGACUACAAUAUCAAGUAGAUCAUUUGAAAUGUCUAGUACGGAAAAAUACGAAACACCUACAGAAGAAACAGCAAGAUGGUCGGAGCCUUCACCACAACUAAGUUAUAUAUCAGGACAGUCUUUUAAAACUUCAAGCUCAAAGAAAUUCCAAAUAACUUCGGCGGUAAAAAGUAAACCAUCAAAAUAUCCAACACCUAAUAUGUCGGUUUCAGAAAUUAGUCAAACAGCUCGAAAAGAAUUUAGCGAACUAUUUAAAUCUCAAUCAAGUGCAAUAUCAACAAGUCAGUUUGAACAGUCAAGUGUUCCUGUAUGUGAUUGUACCUGCCAGUUAAAGAAGGGAACGGACUCAUGCAUCUGCGAAUGUAUUUUUACAAGCAGCACUUCGGAAAGCACGAAAGGUGUAACAGAAAGUGCAUUCGAGCAGUCAACAGUCAACCAAUCAAAUCAAUACAGUACAUCUAAAAGUUCUUUUCAGAUUUAUAGUACAGAAAAAUACCAACUAGUUACAGAGGAAAAAACCAAACUGCCUGAAUCAAGUACAACAUCAGGCAGUUCACUUCAAGUUUUGACUACACUUAAAGAUCGAGUAACUGAAAAUAAAAUUAAUAAAAUAUCGGAAUCUCUACCUCAAUCGAGUACAAUAUCAAGUACAUCAUUUGAAAUUUCUAGUACAGGAAAAUACUCUAUUCCACCAAAGGAAGAAACAAAGAAGUUGGAAUCUCCGCUUCAAUCAAGGACAUCAUCCGGAAGUCUAUUUAAAAUUUCGACUGCAGCAAAAGAUCGAAUAACUCAAGAGGAACUUACUGAAAUAUCGCAAUCUCUACCUCAAUCGACUACAAUAUCAAGUAGAUCAUUUGAAAUGUCUAGUACGGAAAAAUACGAAACACCUACAGAAGAAACAGCAAGAUGGUCGGAGCCUUCACCACAACUAAGUUAUAUAUCAGGACAGUCUUUUAAAACUUCAAGCUCAAAGAAAUUCCAAAUAACUUCGGCGGUAAAAAGUAAACCAUCAAAAUAUCCAACACCUAAUAUGUCGGUUUCAGAAAUUAGUCAAACAGCUCGAAAAGAAUUUAGCGAACUAUUUAAAUCUCAAUCAAGUGCAAUAUCAACAAGUCAGUUUGAACAGUCAAGUGUUCCUGUAUGUGAUUGUACCUGCCAGUUAAAGAAGGGAACGGACUCAUGCAUCUGCGAAUGUAUUUUUACAAGCAGCACUUCGGAAAGCUCGAAAGGUGUAACAGAAAGUGCAUUCGAGCAGUCAACAGCCAACCAAUCAAAUCAAUACAGUACAUCUAGAAGUUCAUUUCAGAUUUAUAGUACAGAAAAAUACCAAAUAGUUUCAGCGGAAAAAUCCAAACUGCUUGAAUCAAGUACAACAUCAGGCAGUUCACUUCAAGUUUUGACUACACUUAAAGAUCGAAUAACUGAAAAUGAAAUUAAUAAAAUACCGGAAUCUCUACCUCAAUCGAGUACAAUAUCAAGUACAUCAUUUAAAAUUUCUAGUACAGGAAAAUACUCUUUUCCACCAGAGAAAGAAUCAAAGAAGUUGGAAUCUCCGCUUCAAUCAAGGACAACAUCCGAAAGCUUAUUUAAAAUUUCUACUACAGCAAAAGAUCGAAUAACUCAAGAGGAACUUACUGAAAUAACGCAAUCUUUACCUCAAUCCAGUGCAAUAUCAAGUAGAUCAUUUGAAAUGUCUAGUACAGAAAAAUACGAAACACCUACAGAAGAAACAGCAAGAUGGUCGGAGCCUUCACCACAAUUAAGUUUAACAUCAGGACAGUCUUUUGAAACUUCACGCUCAAAGAAAUUCCAAAUAACUUCGGCGAUAAGAAGUAAACCAUCAAAAUAUCCAACACCUAAUAUGUCGGUUUCAGAAAUUAGUCAAACAGCUCGAAAAGAAUUUAGCGAACUAUUUAAAUCUCAAUCAAGUGCAAUAUCAACAAGUCAGUUUGAACAGUCAAGUGUUCCUGUAUGUGAUUGUACCUGCCAGUUAAAGAAGGGAACGGACUCAUGCAUCUGCGAAUGUAUUUUUACAAGCAGCACUUCGGAAAGCACGAAAGGUGUAACAGAAAGUGCAUUCGAGCAGUCAACAGCCAACCAAUCAAAUCAAUACAGUACACCUAGAAGUUCAUUUCAGAUUUAUGGUACAGAAAAAUACCAAAUAGUUUCAGAGGAAAAAACCAAACUUCCUGAAUCAAGUACAACAUCAGGCAGUUUACUUCAAGUUUUGACUACACUUAAAGAUCGAGUAACUGAAAAUAAAAUUAAUAAAAUAUCGGAAUCUCUACCUCAAUCGAGUACAAUAUCAAGUACAUCAUUUGAAAUUUCUAGUACAGGAAAAUACUCUAUUCCACCAAAGGAAGAAACAAAGAAGUUGGAAUCUCCGCUUCAAUCAAGGACAUCAUCCGGAAGUCUAUUUAAAAUUUCGACUGCAGCAAAAGAUCGAAUAACUCAAGAGAAACUUACUGAAAUAUCGCAAUCUCUACCUCAAUCGACUACAAUAUCAAGUAGAUCAUUUGAAAUGUCUAGUACGGAAAAAUACGAAACACCUACAGAAGAAACAGCAAGAUGGUCGGAGCCUUCACCACAACUAAGUUAUAUAUCAGGACAGUCUUUUAAAACUUCAAGCUCAAAGAAAUUCCAAAUAACUUCGGCGGUAAAAAGUAAACCAUCAAAAUAUCCAACACCUAAUAUGUCGGUUUCAGAAAUUAGUCAAACAGCUCGAAAAGAAUUUAGCGAACUAUUUAAAUCUCAAUCAAGUGCAAUAUCAACAAGUCAGUUUGAACAGUCAAGUGUUCCUGUAUGUGAUUGUACCUGCCAGUUAAAGAAGGGAACGGACUCAUGCAUCUGCGAAUGUAUUUUUACAAGCAGCACUUCGGAAAGCACGAAAGGUGUAACAGAAAGUGCAUUCGAGCAGUCAACAGCCAACCAAUCAAAUCAAUACAGUACACCUAGAAGUUCAUUUCAGAUUUAUAGUACAGAAAAAUACCAAAUAGUUUCAGAGGAAAAAACAAAACUGCCGGAAUCUCCGCCUGAAUCAAGUACAACAUCAGGCAGUUCACUUCAAAUUUCGACUACACUAAAAGAUCGAAUAACUGAAAAGGAAAUUAAUAAAAUACCGGAAUCUCUACCUCAAUCGAGUACAAUAUCAAGUACAUCAUUUGAAAUUUCUAGUACAGGAAAAUACUCUUUUCCACCAGAGAAAGAAUCAAAGAAGUUGGAAUCUCCGCUUCAAUCAAGGACAACAUCCGAAAGCUUAUUUAAAAUUUCUACUACAGCAAAAGAUCGAAUAACUCAAGAGGAACUUACUGAAAUAUCGCAAUCUCUACCUCAAUCGACUACAAUAUCAAGUAGAUCAUUUGAAAUGUCUAGUACGGAAAAAUACGAAACACCUACAGAAGAAACAGCAAGAUGUACAGAAAAAUACCAACUAGUUACAGAGGAAAAAACCAAACUGCCUGAAUCAAGUACAACAUCAGGCAGUUCACUUCAAGUUUUGACUACACUUAAAGAUCGAGUAACUGAAAAUAAACUUAAUAAAAUAUCGGAAUCUCUUCCUCAAUCGAGUACAAUAUCAAGUACAUCAUUUGAAAUUUCUAGUACAGGAAAAUACUCUAUUCCACCAAAGGAAGAAACAAAGAAGUUGGAAUCUCCGCUUCAAUCAAGGACAUCAUCCGGAAGUCUAUUUAAAAUUUCGACUGCAGCAAAAGAUCGAAUAACUCAAGAGGAACUUACUGAAAUAUCGCAAUCUCUACCUCAAUCGACUACAAUAUCAAGUAGAUCAUUUGAAAUGUCUAGUACGGAAAAAUACGAAACACCUACAGAAGAAACAGCAAGAUGUACAGAAAAAUACCAACUAGUUACAGAGGAAAAAACCAAACUGCCUGAAUCAAGUACAACAUCAGGCAGUUCACUUCAAGUUUUGACUACACUUAAAGAUCGAGUAACUGAAAAUAAACUUAAUAAAAUAUCGGAAUCUCUUCCUCAAUCGAGUACAAUAUCAAGUACAUCAUUUGAAAUUUCUAGUACAGGAAAAUACUCUAUUCCACCAAAGGAAGAAACAAAGAAGUUGGAAUCUCCGCUUCAAUCAAGGACAUCAUCCGGAAGUCUAUUUAAAAUUUCGACUGCAGCAAAAGAUCGAAUAACUCAAGAGGAACUUACUGAAAUAUCGCAAUCUCUACCUCAAUCGACUACAAUAUCAAGUAGAUCAUUUGAAAUGUCUAGUACGGAAAAAUACGAAACACCUACAGAAGAAACAGCAAGAUGGUCGGAGCCUUCACGACAAUUAAGUUCUAUAUCAGGACAGUCUUUUAAAACUUCAAGCUCAAAGAAAUUCCAAAUAACUUCGGCGAUAAGAAGUAAACCAUCAAAAUAUCCAACACCUAAUAUGUCGGUUUCAGAAAUUAGUCAAACAGCUCGAAAAGAAUUUAGCGAACUAUUUAAAUCUCAAUCAAGUGCAAUAUCAACAAGUCAGUUUGAACAGUCAAGUGUUCCUGUAUGUGAUUGUACCUGCCAGUUAAAGAAGGGAACGGACUCAUGCAUCUGCGAAUGUAUUUUUACAAGCAGCACUUCGGAAAGCACGAAAGGUGUAACAGAAAGUGCAUUCGAGCAGUCAACAGCCAACCAAUCAAAUCAAUACAGUACAUCUAGAAGUUCAUUUCAGAUUUAUAGUACAGAAAAAUACCAAAUAGUUUCAGCGGAAAAAUCCAAACUGCUUGAAUCAAGUACAACAUCAGGCAGUUCACUUCAAGUUUUGACUACACUUAAAGAUCGAAUAACUGAAAAUGAAAUUAAUAAAAUACCGGAAUCUCUACCUCAAUCGAGUACAAUAUCAAGUACAUCAUUUGAAAUUUCUAGUACAGGAAUAUACUCUUUUCCACCAGAGAAAGAAUCAAAGAAGUUGGAAUCUCCGCUUCAAUCAAGGACAACAUCCGAAAGCUUAUUUAAAAUUUCUACUACAGCAAAAGAUCGAAUAACUCAAGAGGAACUUACUGAAAUAACGCAAUCUUUACCUCAAUCCAGUGCAAUAUCAAGUAGAUCAUUUGAAAUGUCUAGUACAGAAAAAUACAAAACACCUACAGAAGAAACAGCAAGAUGGUCGGAGCCUUCACCACAAUUAAGUUUAACAUCAGGACAGUCUUUUGAAACUUCACGCUCAAAGAAAUUCCAAAUAACUUCGGCGAUAAGAAGUAAACCAUCAAAAUAUCCAACACCUAAUAUGUCGGUUUCAGAAAUUAGUCAAACAGCUCGAAAAGAAUUUAGCGAACUAUUUAAAUCUCAAUCAAGUGCAAUAUCAACAAGUCAGUUUGAACAGUCAAGUGUUCCUGUAUGUGAUUGUACCUGCCAGUUAAAGAAGGGAACGGACUCAUGCAUCUGCGAAUGUAUUUUUACAAGCAGCACUUCGGAAAGCACGAAAGGUGUAACAGAAAGUGCAUUCGAGCAGUCAACAGCCAACCAAUCAAAUCAAUACAGUACACCUAGAAGUUCAUUUCAGAUUUAUAGUACAGAAAAAUACCAAAUAGUUUCAGAGGAAAAAACAAAACUGCCGGAAUCUCCGCCUGAAUCAAGUACAACAUCAGGCAGUUCACUUCAAAUUUCGACUACACUAAAAGAUCGAAUAACUGAAAAGGAAAUUAAUAAAAUACCGGAAUCUCAAUCGAGUACAAUAUCAGGUACAUCAGUUAAUUCUAUUCCUCAAUUGAGUACAAUAUCCAGUAGUAAUUUUCAAACAUUCUUCAGUUCAAAUGUCCACACAAUUGUUUCAAAGUCUAUUCCUCAACUGAGUACAAAAUCGAGUAGUUAUUUUCAAACAUCGAGUACAUCUUUUCCUCAAUUGAGUACAAUAUCCAGUAGUUAUUUUCAAACAUCGAGUUCAGAAAAAUACGAAUCUUUUCCUCAAUUGAGUACAAUAUCCAGUAGUUAUUUUCAAACAUCGAGUUCAUCGCCUACAAUAUCCAGUACUUCAGAUCAACUGUCCAGUACCGAAAAGGAAGAGAGAACUACAGAGGAAUACUUCACUUCAAGUGUCGAUACCUUAGUCCAAAUGUCCAGUACCGAAAAGAAAGAGAGAACAACAGAGGAAAAAUCUUCUUUUCCUCAAUUGAGUACAAUAUCCAGUCGUUAUUUUCAAACAUCGAGCUCAGAAAAGGAAGAGAGAACUACAGAGGAAAAAUCUACAUUUUCGGAGUCUCUACCGCAAUCAAGCAGAACUUCUUUUCCUCAAUUGAGUACAAUAUCCAGUAGUUAUUUUCAAACAUCGAGCUCAGAAAAAUACGAAUCUUUUCCUCAAUUGAGUACAAUAUCCAGUAGUUAUUUUCAAACAUCGAGCUCAGAAAUAUACGCAACAACUCCAGAGGAAAAUACUUCAAGAACUGCAGAGGAAAAAUCUACAUUUUCUGAAUCUCAACCGCAAUCAGAAGAGAGAACUACAAAGGAAAAAUCUACAUUUUCGGAAUCCCUACCGCAAUCAUCUUUUCCUCAAUUGAGUACAAUAUCACGUAGUUAUUUUCAAACAUCGAGCUCAUUCAGUACUUCAGUUCAACUGUCCAGUACCGAAAAGGAAGAAAGAACUACAGAGCAAAUGUCCAGUAUCGAAAAGGAAGAGACAACUACAGAGGAAAAAUCUUCUUUUCCUCAAUUGAGUACAAUAUCCAGUAGUUAUUUUCAAACAUCCAGUUCACAAUCGCCUACAAUAUCCAGUACCUUAGUCCAAAUGUACAGUACCGAAAAGGAAGAGAGAACUACAAAGGAAAAAUCUACAUUUUCGGAAUCCCUACGGCAAUCAAGCAGAACUUUUUCAAAAUCGCCUACAAUAUCCAGUACCUUAGUCCAAAUGUACAGUACCGAAAAGGAAGAGAGAACUACAAAGGAAAAAUCUACAUUUUCGGAAUCCCUACGGCAAUCAAGCAGAACUUUUUCAAAUACUUCAACUACAGAGGAAAAAUCUACAUUUUCGGAAUCUCAACCACAAUCGAGUGCAACAUUAUUGGAAUCAUCACUUCAAUCGCCAACAAUAUCCAGUACCUUAGUCCAAAUGUCCAGUACCGAAAAGGAAGAGAGAACUACAGAGGAAAAAUCUACAAAAUUAUUGAGAACUACAGAGGAAAAAUCUACAUUUUCGAAAUCUCUACCGCAAUCAAUAUCCAGUAGUUAUUUUCCAACAUCGAGUACAGAAAAAUACGAAAUAUCCAGUAGUUAUUUUCAAACAUCGAGUACAGAAAAAUACGAA